UGCGCAGAAGCGCUGUCACGACCCGUUAGCUUUUUCGGUCAGAGUAUAGGCUAGGCUAAGCUAACACAGCUAUCAUGAAGGCUCUUCGAGGAAUGGUGAGCGGAGCCGUGAACGAGAUUACAUCGGCUGUCAGCGGGCAUAAAAUUGCCGCGACCCGUGAACACGUCCUCGCAGUCAACCGCGACUACAUUUCUCAACCGAGACUGACAUAUAAAACUGUAUCAGGUGUCAAUGGGCCUCUGGUGAUCUUGGACCAAGUGAAGUUUCCCAGGUACGCCGAGAUCGUCCACUUGACCCUCCCCGAUGGCACGAAGCGCAGCGGCCAGGUGCUGGAGGUCACCGGCUCCAAAGCCGUCGUCCAAGUGUUUGAAGGAACGUCAGGUAUCGAUGCCAAGAAGACAAGCUGUGAAUUUACAGGGGACAUUUUACGCACACCCGUGUCUGAGGACAUGCUGGGCCGCGUGUUUAACGGAUCAGGAAAGCCGAUCGACCGAGGUCCGGCCGUCUUGGCCGAGGAUUACUUGGACAUCAUGGGCCAGCCCAUCAACCCACAGUGCCGUAUCUACCCCGAGGAGAUGAUCCAGACCGGCAUCUCGGCCAUCGACGGCAUGAACAGCAUCGCCAGAGGGCAGAAAAUCCCCAUUUUCUCUGCAGCCGGUCUCCCACACAACGAGAUUGCAGCGCAGAUCUGUCGGCAGGCCGGUCUGGUCAAGAAGUCCAAAGAUGUGACGGACUACAGCGAUGAGAACUUUGCCAUUGUGUUUGCAGCUAUGGGGGUGAACAUGGAGACAGCUAGAUUUUUCAAGUCUGACUUCGAGGAGAACGGAUCCAUGGACAAUGUGUGCCUGUUCCUGAAUCUGGCCAAUGAUCCUACGAUUGAACGCAUCAUCACUCCUCGACUGGCGCUGACCGCCGCUGAGUUCCUGGCCUAUCAGUGUGAGAAACACGUCCUGGUCAUCCUGACUGAUAUGAGCUCCUACGCUGAAGCUCUGCGAGAGGUGUCUGCAGCGAGAGAGGAGGUGCCUGGACGGCGUGGUUUCCCUGGUUACAUGUACACUGAUCUGGCGACAAUCUACGAGCGGGCGGGGCGAGUGGAGGGACGUAACGGUUCCAUCACUCAGAUCCCCAUUCUCACCAUGCCCAAUGAUGACAUCACGCAUCCCAUUCCUGAUUUGACCGGCUACAUCACAGAGGGUCAGAUCUACGUCGACCGACAGCUUCACAACAGACAGAUUUAUCCUCCGAUCAACGUGCUGCCGUCUCUAUCUCGACUCAUGAAGUCGGCCAUCGGAGAGGGAAUGACACGCAAGGACCACUCGGAUGUCUCCAACCAGCUGUACGCGUGUUACGCCAUCGGGAAAGACGUCCAGGCCAUGAAGGCUGUAGUAGGAGAAGAAGCUCUGACGGCCGAUGAUCUGCUCUACCUGGAGUUUCUGCAGAAGUUUGAGAAGAAUUUCAUCUCUCAAGGCGCUUACGAAAACCGCACUGUGUACGAAACCCUGGACAUCGGCUGGCAGCUGAUGCGAAUCUUCCCUAAAGAGAUGCUGAAAAGGAUCCCGCAGAGCACGCUGGCCGAGUUUUACCCCCGAGAGUCCAAACACUGAGCCGCUGUUCCGUUCUGCUGUACGCUCUUUAUUUCUCUUCUCACGUGUAUUUCCACCCCUUAAAUAUAUCACCCCAGAUGUGAUUAGUUAUAAACUCCUCUCACUGUAGCCUCGUAGUUCUCUGCUCCUGCUCACUGUACAUGAUCUAAACGCUAAUUGUGGCCAAACAGUGAUGUGUAUAUAUAUAUACGUAUGUUGUGAAUAUUGUCGCUGUAAAGUGUGUGUGUGUGUGUGGGUGGGUGGGGGGAGAUAGAUUAGUCCUGGUGCCAUCAAUAGAGUGCUGGAAUUAUCAUUACGGAAUAUAAAUAUAAAGCUGUGCGUGUGUGUUUGAUGGGCAGAAGUGCAACACGGUCCAAAUAAUAUAGUAAUUAUAAAAAAAUGUACAAAGAAUUUACAGGAAAGUCGAAGUCGAUCAGAUGAACGCUCCGAUGUACAAAGACUUCCACGAACAAUACGGCGUACUACGUUACACAAGACAAAUGCGCUGUGAUUGGAUGUUACAGGAAAAAGGCGUAGCCUAGUUGAUUUAUUCAUAGCAUCAUAUAAGCAUGCUAAACUCGUUAUCUUCAGCCAUUUAUUUAUUUAUUUAUUUAUUGGCAGUUCUUCCUCAUGCUCUGUGUUGCCAUAGUAACAGCAAUCUUAUUCCUUAUUUGUGGAAAACACAGCACCACCUGUUGGACCGGAGAACUCGACCCGUGUGCCACAGACAAUGAGAAAAAAACACCAAAAAGUACUGAAUAUAUUUCAGAGUAAGCGUGUUGUGACAUCACAAUAUCGAUACUGUGCCAUCAUACGACACAAAACUAACGGACUUCGCUCUCUGUAGAAAUAAACCCAAAUAUCUGACGCUACGUGACGACGUUCUGUUCCGCUCUUCCACCGCGUCAUGAUGUUAGACCACGUCUGGACGUUACUACUAAGCGUGUAACACGUGAUCCGGCUCAUGUCGUUUGUUCAACGCUUCGAACAAACAAAUAAGAAAACACGAGUUACACUUUCGCCGUCUGUCAAAAUUUGAUAACGAACCUUUAAGCUUUGGUGCAGAACUAAAGAACCGAACAGCCGAUAAACAGAAAACUGUAAACAAGAUUCUUCUUUACGAGCGACUCUUUUCAUGCUAAACGUAGCGUUAAGUCUUAACAAGCAAACAUCUUUCUGUUCCUUUAUGUUAUUAUAUAAUAUAUUCACAUUCAGUCGUAGUGCAGAUGAUGGAGGUGAACAUUUACCAAGCAAUAUUAUUAUUUUUAUUGUUCAUUCCCAAUAAAAGCUACACACACACUUCUUUCCAAUCUCUAACACACACCAUUUAUUUUUCUGCCGUACUUAUUUGAUUUGUCGAAGGUUGUUUGAUAUUUUAUUUUAUUUAUUUUAUUGAGGUUUUUUAUUAUCAGGAUUAUUUAUUCGUGCCAUGGAGGCCGUGCGUUCAGUGUGUCGUUGUCGUCGUUGUUCCUCGUUCGAUGGAUGUGCCGCAGUAACGUGUGUAUCGCCUCACCUGUGAGUUUCACAUGGAAGGAUGUGAUUUCUGUAUGAAUGCAUGUAAUCAUGUGAUUGUGAAGCGUCUGUAUAUCAUUCGGUCUGGAGAAUAAAAUCCAUUCACGUGCAA
This is a messenger RNA of Tachysurus vachellii, 3207 nucleotides long. It is a transcript of the gene atp6v1b2b, whose product is annotated as ATPase H+ transporting V1 subunit B2. Bases 75 to 1604 code for a protein of 509 amino acids. Lineage: Eukaryota; Metazoa; Chordata; Actinopteri; Siluriformes; Bagridae. The record is from RefSeq and is a predicted model, not a curated record. The transcript is spliced from 14 exons. Gene Ontology annotation, biological process: ATP metabolic process; proton transmembrane transport. Gene Ontology annotation, cellular component: proton-transporting V-type ATPase, V1 domain. Gene Ontology annotation, molecular function: ATP binding; proton-transporting ATPase activity, rotational mechanism.